Molecule: messenger RNA, 924 nt
Organism: Cooperia oncophora
Lineage: Eukaryota; Metazoa; Nematoda; Chromadorea; Rhabditida; Trichostrongylidae
Source: the annotation of a GenBank genome assembly
AUGCCGCCUUCACAUCCGCGACAUCCAUGUUGUGACACGCCGAAAUAUGAGUCUCAGAAUUUUAAGAUCAAUGCUCAACGUAUUGGACCGCUAUUCCAAGGUGAAUAUCUAGCAAGUGAAGGACCAACGAUGAGCAGUGUGUUUGAUUUUUGGUGUAUGGUUUGGCAGGAAAAGGUCGAGAGGAUUUUAUCGGUGAACUUUCCACAUGAAGAACGCCUAUAUCCAGCGAUAUAUGAUCCUUCCAAAGAAACGAUUCAAUAUUGGCCGAUAGAGAUUGGAAAAACUGUUGCAUACAUGCCAUUUAAAAUCACAUGUAUCGAUACAAGGAUGAUGAUAUCUCCUGGUAUCCGAGCUGUAAAGCCCAAUGAUAUGGUUUAUCGGGUGACACAGUUACGGAUUUCGUACUCCAAUCCUAUCGGAGAUCCCGAGCCGGACAGGGAAAUCGUACACAUGUGCUACUAUCGGUGGCCUGAUGGAUGUUUGCCAAUACCAUGGCCGGUGACUACAGCAUCGUAUGCGGCCACGGCGCUGCGAAUUAUCGAUAUCGUAGAAAGGGAGCUGCCACCAUCAUCAUCGUCCUUGCUAGUUCAUUGUCACGCCGGGCUCGGUCGUACCGGCGUCUUCAUUGCUCUCGACGUUGCUUUGCGACAGUUAUAUCAGAACAAUACGGUGAAUAUAAAGGGAGUGGUAGAGAAACUUCGAGAAAAACGUGCACGGGCGGUGAUGAACCCAUGGCAGUACGCUUAUAUUAAUGUGGUAGUUGCUGAGAAAGCAUUACAAUGUGGAGCAUUAUCUUCAUGUGUAGGUGGCCAUAAUGUUCGACAAUUAAUUGAUCGAAUGUGGACGGAUUUGUUUGACGAGGUUCACCGUCAGUUUCAGGGAAACAUACUGACAUUUACCCCAGAAAUGAUGUAUACGAGCUAA